AAGUUGCGCAAAUUUGUGAAAAUGGCGGACAAGCGUCAGCCUCCACAAAACGUGCAAUCUGUGGAGAAUGAAGACAGUAGCAGCAGCAGUUCGGAAGGACAGAGUGACAGUGGUUCUAAUUCCAAUUCGCUUAAUGCGUUCGUUAAUGACGGAGGCUUUCUCGAAAGGUUCAAGCAAAUGCAGGAAGCUUGUAAGCAGCAAGCCGCUUCACAAGAGGCUCAGUUCGCUGUUCCACAGUCCGACAGUGCCGCUACAGUUUCGGUGAAAACCGAGCCCACCGAACCAGACGCGGCUGCUGCUGCUGCUGCUGCUGCCAGGAAACGGACACUCCCAUUCGUGGGUAAAAGAAGGGGUGGAAAAGUUCUAAAGACGGGCAUUGUCCACAAGCCGAAGGUUGAAGAUGAGGAGGAGCUUCCCAAGGACGCCUGGUCACGGUACUUGGCUGAAGUGCGCAAAUACCGAGAGCGCUCGUGUGAUGACGAAGAGAAGACCCGGCCGCUUGUCAAGUGAUGAACGCUUCGGCAACAAGUGACAGAGCGAGACAUUACAGCGCCUAUGGAACCGUUCGCCCACAGACAUUCUUCCUAAUGGCUGCUUGCUGUUUGGUUAAGGGACGUAUGUAUGAAGUAAAGUUAACCAGUCUGCUAAGUAGCAUCUCGCCAUCAGCGGUGUGCGGUGUCUCGUGAUAUAAAGGUGAAAAAAAUAGCUAUGGUAGGCAGUGCAGCAUGGCACUUAUUUAUACUGUACAUAUUUUGCCGCAAUAAAUUUUGUUAGCAGGUGAGCAAUGUUACAAUAUAAGCUCGAGACGUUCGCUUGUAUAGGAGAAGUUGCGAUUCUGGCUAUGUUCUUGAUGUGGCAUGCCUUACUAAUAACACUGCGUGGAAGGCAACAAUACGAAUUAUGUGGCCAGUAAGCUAAUGGUAAGUUAGCAACUGUAGUAAGACUUCAUUUAAUUUGAAGGGAGCUGGCAAAAGUUCUGUGCCCACUAUUCGAUUUAGCAUGUACAGCAAGCAGAUUGCCUCCAUCCAGUUAAGAGAAUUGAUCUAGCCUCAGUAAACUUUUUCCUUUCUUGGUUCUAGGGGGAGAGGGUGUGUGCAUGCUGCUUUACAAAGGAACCUUGCCACUGGCAAGGUUCUUUGAUUACUAUGAGAACUAGGCUGUUGUAUCAUCACUGCAUUAAACAUUUAUUGCCGGGCAUCCUUGAGAUUGUUGGGGCAUAGAAAAUGUAGUGUUAUGGUCCUCUUCUAUUGCAAUUUUUUGUGCGCCUUUCCCAUAUUUCUCCUAUUUUUUUCUGUCAGUAAAGUGGCUGUCAUGUCGCUGUGGAAUUAAUCACAGAAAAUUUCAUGCCACCCCCCCCCCCCUUUUUUUUUGCUGAAACUUUCGGAGAUUUUGGUUGUUUAAAUCGUGUAGCCACUUGUGGUUUACCCCUUCCGUGCCACAGACGAAUUGGGUUUGCCCACGGUUAUAGUAAAAAUGGCCAGGACGGGCUUAGUUCGUUGACAAUACUUUUCACUUGAUUGUUGAUGAUACUUUGUUUUCUAUAACUUCUUGUAUAGCCCUGUUAAACUUCAUUUUUACAAUAAAUGGUUGAGAUCUUGAUAAAUGCUUAAAAUAUUGCAUUCAUUGCCUUUUGUAAG
This is a messenger RNA of Dermacentor silvarum, 1637 nucleotides long. Its product is annotated as telomerase RNA component interacting RNase-like. Lineage: Eukaryota; Metazoa; Arthropoda; Arachnida; Ixodida; Ixodidae. The transcript is spliced from 3 exons. The coding region runs from base 22 to 510 and encodes 162 amino acids. Gene Ontology annotation, molecular function: 5'-3' exonuclease activity; 3'-5' exonuclease activity. The record is from RefSeq and is a predicted model, not a curated record.